Messenger RNA from Quercus lobata, 1086 nucleotides. RefSeq lists its product as uncharacterized. Bases 1 to 1086 code for a protein of 361 amino acids. Lineage: Eukaryota; Viridiplantae; Streptophyta; Magnoliopsida; Fagales; Fagaceae. The record is from RefSeq and is a predicted model, not a curated record. Gene Ontology annotation, molecular function: RNA-DNA hybrid ribonuclease activity; nucleic acid binding. The transcript is spliced from 3 exons.
AUGGCGGCGCAAUUUUUGGUUAAGCAGGGGAGUCGGUGGAGUGUAGGUAAGGGUACAUCCAUUCGGAUAUGGGGUGACAAGUGGCUGCCCUGUACAACAACUUACCAAGUAGUAUCUCCCAGAAUGUUCUUGAGUUUGGAAACUAAAGUGAGUGAAUUGAUUGAUCAGGAUUCCUCACAAUGGAAGGCACAGGUGAUCGAUGCACUUUUCCUCCCACAUGAGGCAGAGUGUAUUAAAAGUAUACCACUGAGUAUACAGUCACCAGAUGAUAGAAUGAUAUGGGCAGAAAGUGCAAACGGCAUGUUUACUGUUCGUAGUGCAUACAAAUUGGAAGUGAACUUGUCUCGGUCUGCCAAUUAUGGCUUAAGCUCAGAUGAUAGCCAAAUGAAUAAAUUUUGGAAGGUGAUAAACGAUGACUGUUGCAGUGAGUGCCAUGAGGAGCCCGAGACAUCUGGCCACCUGUUUUGGAGCUGUUCGAGGGCUAAAGAGGUAUGGAGUUGCACAAAGAUUCACCUUUGUAUAGCCCCAGAGAAUAUCCACUCUUGCUUUGAUUUAAUGUGGCACAUGAUUAUGGAAGGACCAUAUGAUGAGUCAAAGGUGGCAUUGGUUGUGAAAAUUGCAUGGGCAAUGUGGGGAAAUAGAAAUGAAGUGCGGAAUGGAGGAAAAAAGAAAUCGGGGUGUGAAUUGGUGCAAUGGACUUCACAGUAUCUUAAGGAGUAUUAUACAGCUUUGUUUCGACUAGCCACAGAUACAGAGGUGACAGUAGCGAGGUGGGCACCUCCACCGCCGGAUAGAUAUAAAAUUAAUGUGGAUGGAGUGGUCUUCAAAGCACAGAAAGCAGCAGGUAUUGGAGUCUUAAUUUGGGACUGCCAUGGUCAGGUAAUAGCAGCAUUGAGCAAGAAGAUUAAUGCACCAUUGGGGCCUUUGGAAACUGAGGCAAAGGCUGUAGAAGCAGGACUUCAAUUUGCCAGAGAUAUUGUUGCCACAAUUGUACCGGUGGCAGGGACAGUGGUACCGGUUUUGGCACAUGUGGUGGCACCCAUGGCAGCAAAAUUUGCUAUAGUUAUUGUUGUGAGGGCAAUCUAA